Paramuricea clavata is the source of this 13300-nucleotide messenger RNA. Lineage: Eukaryota; Metazoa; Cnidaria; Anthozoa; Malacalcyonacea; Plexauridae. The record is from the annotation of a GenBank genome assembly.
AUGGAAAGUACAAGCCAUCUGGUAUCACAAGGGUACGGAAGAUAUUUUUUGAACAAUUUUCUUUUGAUUUAUGGCAAUUUUGGUCGUCAAACUUGCAGGGAUGUGCUAUAUUAUUAUCGUCAAACUUGUAAUUAUUACCGCCAUUUAGUACGAACGGACGCGUCUCUGAGAUGUCCCGAUUUAAUCUGAAAUAUCUCGUUCUUUCCCGUUGUAUUGCCCUACAAAAUAUCAUUAAAGUAUCCACUUUACUGUUGUGCAUGUUUGUGUGUGAAAUGUAGACGUUUAUACGCUUUAAGAAACGAGUUUUGAGUAAACGUUCGUUUGUGCUGUCCUAUAGGCAAAACGUCUGUAUUACUUCUGACAACCCCGUUUCUUCAAGUCAUGAAUUAACGUCGUCAGGAAACUCUCCGGACUCCUGUGAUGGGCUGGGAAAGCGAGUGAGGAAGCUGUCAAAUAAAUACGAUGGAUUCGAGCAACCUAUCUCGGUAUAAAGUUGUUUUUUAUAAUUUUCCACAUCACUUUAUACAUAAGUGUGAACGCCAUGUUGAUAUGCUUGGCGAGACGUUUGUAUGAUGUGAGCGGAUGGCUAUAGAAUAUAUUUGGUUGUUUCUAGAGGAAUCAACAACAGACAGACGAGAAAGAAGCAGAAACUGCACCCAAACAGUUCACAACAAACCAACUGCAAUUUUUACAGCGAAUUUUAGUAAAGUCGUUAUGGCGCCAUCGGAUGGCUUGGCCAUUUUUGGACGCAGUCGAUGCUGUCAAGUUAAACUUGCCGGUAAUUUAUUGUCUAAAAGUUUUUGAAAUUUUCUUUCUACAUAUCCCACGUGCUAAAUAUGAGUAUUUUUGUUAGGACUAUUUUGAUAUUAUCAAACGUCCAAUGGACAUGGGCAAAAUAAAGAAAAAAUUGGAGAAAAAUGUGUAUUCUUGUGGCAAAGAGUGCAUUGAAGAUUUUAAUACUAUGUUCAAUAACUGUUAUACAUACAAUAAGCCCGGUGAGGUAUGUGUCCUGUUUGUAUUGUUUCAAAUCAACUUGAUAUUUGGUCCAACUAACGUAGAGAUAAUUUGACAUAGGUCACUAGUCACUUUGUCCUUAUUCAUUGUCUCAUGAAUUAUGAACUGAACUGCUCAAAAAAAUAUUGAAAUACUUGAAUAUUUCAAGUGGAGGCCCUUCGUUCUGAGGUUUAUAAUUGUAACCAUGUCCUAAUGGCCUUCUCUUGAAAUGUCAAAACUUUUUUAAACCAAUUAAGUUGUGCCCUACUUUAUUAUUUUACUCUGUCUAUGAACCCACUAGCACUCUCCGCUUGACAGGAGAAUGGACUGGCAUUCGACAGAGUAAAAAAGUAAGGCAAGGCUGCUCACGGCACAAUGCCACUUGAUGGUUAAUCCUUUUUAGGUAGUUGAGACCUAACAUGCUAGAUUAACCAAAUGUGGCCUACCAACAUGUCCUAAAGACAAACUCAAUCUUAAAACAAUAAAUAGUAAGAUAUUCCAGAAAUACAUGUAAACAGUUCUUGUCAAAACUCCUCACUCUAGUGCCUGCAAUUGACCUUAGAAGUCCUUAUGUCAUGUUACUGUUAACCUGAAGUUCAGGCCCUAUUAAUCACAGAAUAGGGCCUGACACAAAACCUGUGUAGACCGUGGGAUGCCCACAUGUUAGUUGUAGAUGUUGUUACACAAAAAUUUAUAUUCUCAUGAACAUGUCCGCAGAGUCAGUUUCUCUAUUUAACCGAACAGCAAACAAAUAUUUAAUUAGUUCUGUGCACAGCUUGACUGCCAAGCUUUCUCAAGGUCUCAACUUGCUGGACGCGGAUAUAUAUCUAACAGGCUAACAACAGCAACAAUGAAAUUCUCAAUAGUACCACGAAGAAGGCGAUGUAGCUUAGAAAACAACGCCGGUAGGACCUGAUAUUAAAAAUAAGACUUUUGCCGGCAAAGUCAGUUGGCAGAACAUCUUGGCUGUCAACAACAAGCUUUCGAAUACAUGACUAGUUUCAGUAGUUUGGCUGUUCUUUCAGUGUUGUGUGUCCAAAAUUCGUCAAAGAUUUUGAUAAAGCCCUUUCAAAAUACUGUUUGUUUGAUUUAUUUUCUGCCGUAAAGCAUAAAAGAAAAGAAAUUUGAAGAAAUUGAUAAUGGAAUUUGUUACUUGUUUGACCUUUAUAUUAAUUGUUGCCUUGAGCGAGCUAUUUUUAAAACUGUUGUUUAUGUGAACUUGCAGCCAAUCAAAAACUUUAAUGAUGCUGAUCAACCAGUCAGAUUUCCCGUCCACUAGAUGGACGGGAAUCCCACGGUUUAGAUAGGUUUUGUGUCGGGCCCUAUUCUGUGAUUAGGGCCUGAACUUCAGGUUACGUUACUGUCUAGGGAUGAGCCGAUUAAUCGGUAAGUAAUCGGCAAAGCCGAUUAAUCGGCCGUUUUUUAAAUAAUCGGUAAUCGGCCGAUUAUUGCCUGAUAAUCGGCCAUAAGACUUUUUCUGCAGCUGCCAAUCACAUGCUAAAAUACUGAAUACAAGCGAAUAGAUUUUCACAUUUUGUUGCAAAACCUACACAUGUCUUUUGUCUCAAGCGAAGUGAAGCUGGGAACAUUUCCACUAAAAAAACUCUGCAGACUAGCUCCGCAUAGCUGACAGUGCCUUGUUUUUACACCAUAAUCUGCCAAAACUAAACUUUGACUAUUGACAUGAGAGACUGAAGAUGUUUUUAAUUGUACAAAGUGUGUAUUGUAAACAAUAAAACCACAUUUACAACUUCAUUGUUGGUCAUCUUGUGAUUUUUUGCUUGCUUUUUAGAAUAAUCGGUGGGUGCCGAUUAAUCGGCCGAUAAGUUACAAUAAUCGGCUUAAAAAUAAUCGGCCUCAGUAAUCGGCAAUUUUCCUUAUCGGCUCAUCCCUAUUACUGUCAAACAAUGAAUUGCAUUGCAUUAUGUAUACCUAAGUGUUUGGUUGAAAAUUGUGUGAGCUGUACCUCUAAUCUUGUUUAUAUUUGGUUGAAAACCUCGUAUAGGAUGUUGUGCUGAUGUGUGAAGCAUUGGAAAAAGCUUUCAGGGAAAAAUUGAAUAAUAUGCCUCCUGAGGUAAUAUUGUUUUAAAUGUCAAUGCAUGAAAUACUUCUUGGCCUGACUUAUUUUGAGGUUUGAUUUUCUAGGAGAUCAAGAUCGACUUGAGUGCCAAGAAAAGACCAGGGGCUCCUAAAACACCAGUUGUCCCAGUGGAAGCCAAGAAAUCCAAGAGAAUUCCAAAACUAAUGGAGAAAACAACAGGUGAGGAUUAUGUCAUUCUUGGAAAAAACAUCUGCAUGCCCCACUGAGGGAAUCUGGGCCUAUUAACCUAUUGAGUGGUAGCACUCUUCCCUUGAUGAAAAAAAUAAUUUGGGAAUUUAGUAAUUUACAUUGUCAAGAGAGUUCCGGGAUUCAAUGGGUUAACAUAUCCCAAAUACCUGUGGCUUUCACUUGUACAAACAAAGAAUACAAUAUCAAAAUUCACUGUAUUUGUAUUAUCUUUAUGCAGUAGCAGUGGCAGAUAGCACACCCUCUGUGAUCUCUACACCACAGUUAACAAAGGAUGUAGCGCCUGUCAAAGUUGAGAUGCCAACAGUUGUAAACCAAACUCCAACCAUUGUUUCACCACCUCAUAACUCUGCAGCUGUUACAUCUACCUCAACAACACCCACUGUGAUUCCACAGGCGUCAGCAGUGCCUUCUUCCAAGGCAAAGAAACGUAAGGCUGAUACAACAACGCCUGGGAACCUGCCAUCGGAACAACCUCCGGUGAGCAAAGCUGCCAAGAUACCUGCUCGACGUGGUUCUACAAGACCAAUCAAGAAACCUACACGAGAUUUGCCAGAGUUACCUAAUCAGGUAAUUAUUUUUAACAAAAUUGAUACUUUUCACAAAGAAGUUGGUGAUCUCUUAAUUAAUGCAAUUUUUUCUUUACUUUAGCAUCGCUGUAAGAAAAAGCCACAGACUGAACAAAUGAAGUAUUGUAAUGCGAUUUUACGGGAACUGUAUUCCAAAAAGCACUAUGUAAGUCGAGGCCAACUAUUGUAGAUAUUGUGUUCUUUGAGAGACUGAGAACUAAGUCACCGGCUCAAAAUUGUUUCCCUGGUUGAGAUGGCAGUGUUCCACGAAAAACUCUCAUGCGUAGGUAUUAGUAUGGUUUUGAAUGCAAUUUAUUUUUUGACUAGGAGUAUGCAUGGCCUUUCUAUUACCCUGUGGAUGCUGAUGGCUUGGGACUCCAUGAUUAUUUUACAAUAAUUAAGACGCCCAUGGAUCUUACCACUGUCAAGGUAAGUUGGGUUUAGCACCAGCAAUCUCACUUUCGGUUAAUAUUAAUUUUCAAAACAUGACACUAAAUAAAAAUUCUAUUUUCCAUAAAGUCUGUAAGAACUAAAGAGGUUUAAGUUUUCAAAUGUGUUCUUGUGUUCUUGAACCUUUUAUUUUAAAACUGAAGUUAUUUUAGGUUACCCUUUACACAAUUUUGCAUUUUGUCAUGUACUGUUUGCUUAUGUCAAAAAAUACCACAAUUCCUCCUCAUUCAGUUGAAGUAAAAAUUAAAGGGAAAAAAAUGGUUUAGAAGCCUAGAGGGACAACAAUGCUAAAACCUUGACAUACAAUGAUGAUUAAUUUCAGAACAAACUAGAGAAUCGGGAUUAUGGAACUCCAUCACAGUUUGCAGCUGAUGUUCGGAUGAUCUUUACAAACUGCUAUAAAUACAAUCCUUCUGAUCAUGAUGUUGUGAGGAUGGGCCGAAAAUUGCAGGUAAAAAAUGAAUAAAAAGUGUUUCAAGCGAGCGUAGAAGUAUACUAGCCUAUCUAUUUCAGUCUAUGUUAUUUAUAUGUAAUAUUUAGUGAUUUCUACUGCUUCAGGAUGUAUUUGAGAUGAGGUAUGCAAAGAUGCCUGAUGAGCCACCUCCCCCUGAACAACCAUCUUCAGCAUCACAAGAUACAGAGACUGGAGUGGGUUCCUCAGAUGAGGAGCAAGGGGGGUCGGAACAUAGUUACGAGUCUGAGGAUGAAGAUCGUAAGUCUGAGAGUGAAGAUGCUAGAAAACAGAUCAAUGACCUGCAACAACAGGUACAGUUGCAUUCUACAAAAUCAAGUUGGUAAAAAUGGUGACAUCUUUUGACAGUUUUUGACUUUCAGUACGAAUUACUCAUGCUAAAGUGGUCCCAUUGAGUGCCAGCAUUGUCCCCGUGACAAGUAAAAUUGUCUGGUAGUUAGACUGAGUAAAGUAAGAGAGUGGGAUGGUUCUUUUGUGUCAUAUCCCAGCUCCUUCAUUCGUAACAGAACCUGGCUUGUUCAAAGUCUAACCUGCAUAAUUGUAAAGAAUUCUAUUAUUGCACAGCCAUGCAUAUUUGAGAAGAUUGCUAUCCCUAUGUCGUUGUUAACUUGCCAAACUCUUUUCUUCAGUUGAUGUCAGUCACGGAGCAACUCAGCAAAUUGACUGGACAAAAUGUGCUUGUAAACAAGAAAACGAAGAAAUCAGAGAAAGAUACGAAAAGAAAGAAAAAGCCAAAGGAUGUCACGACAAAGAGCUCAACAACGAAGACGAAACCGAAAACAAAAGAUCAUAAACCACAUAAAGAACCAAAACAGGCAAAGCCAAAACAAAAAUCUGGGAACAAAUCUGCAUCAAAACGAUCAUCUAAAAGCAAGUAAGUUGUUGUUUAUGUGAACAAAAUCAAAAUAGUAGAUGUUGGUUGUAGUUAAAAGUUGACCCUUUAAGUUAAGUGGCAAUGUGUAUGUGCCCCUAUGCAGCCUACUUGAUUAUUUUACUCUGUCAGACAAUUUUACUUUCAAGGGAGAGCACUGCCACUCAAUUUAUCAACCACUCCAAGUUCAUCUUCGUCCCUAGGGCCUCUCGGCCGCGCACGACCUCAUUAGACCCUGGGACACAAGGAACCGGAAGUGCAAGAACACUUGGAAUAGUUUCUAAAGCGGACGCUCUUGAAUUGGGACGCUUUAGCACCCGUUACGAUUUCCACAGUGAAGUAUUACGAAGAAACAAAGUAUUUGUGUGUUGACAUAUGUUGAUGGAAUAGUUUUGCCUAGCGAAAAUUGCUCAACUUCUGCGAAAUAGCAGUUCUCUGAGAAGCCAAUCAUAUAUCUCCCUUUAGUCGUCUAACCCUGAGCCUAAUCCGAGUGAAAACGGCUCAGCUACCUGUAUACAAUAUAGUUGUGCUAAAUUAUUGUAUUUUUGUAGACUUGCUCAAAAGAAAAAGAAGGAAGAAAUUGAAAGUGAAGAUGAGGAAGACUCGAAGGCGAUGACGUACGAUGAGAAGCGCCAGCUUUCUUUAGACAUCAAUAAAUUACCAGGUGAUAAACUUGGCCGAGUGGUGACAAUUAUCCAGUCUCGAGAACCAACAUUACAAGAUUCCAACCCAGAUGAAAUUGAAAUUGACUUUGAAACAUUAAAACCAUCAACUUUGAGAAAGCUUGAAGAAUAUGUGCAGUCCUGUUUGAAGAAAAAGCAUAAAGCACCAGGUCAGUUGGCUUCUAGUUUGCUCACUUUGAAUAGCCCUGGUGGCAAGUCAUGUGAGCAUGUUGUUACUGCCUGCUACUCUACAGUUGGUAAUAUGUCAAAUCUCUGUAAUGUCACGACUUCGAUCAGUAUUUUUUGAUACCAGUGUUUGCCCAGGGUUAAAUAUUUCCAAUGUUGAGAUACUUUCUUCUUGUAUUCAGCAAUGAAGAAAGCAAAGUCUCAGGAGGAAAGAGAUCAAGAGAAUGCUAAAAGAAGACAAGAGUUGGAGAAGAGGUUACAGGUGCGUUUUUAUUGCUUGCCCAGUACAAAGUUUUGAAACUGUAACUUAACAUGUUUUACUUUGGCAGGAUGUCAGUGGACAAUUGACGGGAGCAUCUGCCACAAAGAAACCUUCAAAAAGUGGGAAAGGUAUGUGUAGAAGUGACAUCGUUAACCACCUGGGGACGGUUGUUCAAAGCUGGGUUAGCUUAACCCUAGGUUAACUUAAAAUUGAAAGCAAACUUCCCAAGAUAUUGUUUAUAAAUUUUGAAAUAUUUCUUCAGAGAUCUUGUCUGAAUCAGUAGGAGUUGUCUUCUCUGAAGUUUUGAAAUAAACAGACGUGCAGAAAUACACAAACUAAAACAACAGAUGAAAUUUUAACAGAGGGUUAGCGUUAAUCCACCUUUGAACAACUGGCCCCAGGUCAAACCAUGAGACUGUCAUGCAUUCUGACAUUUCAAGCUGUAGACUAAUAAAAUAAAAAUUUUCCAACUAGGAUUCUCUUUCUCUUUUGUUAACACUUUCAUUGCCUCCUUCCAGGUGAUGGUCAAUCAGCGUUGGACAUUCUUGGCGACGAAAUGCGACAAUCUCGACUGAGUGAAAGCAGCAGUAGUAGUGGCAGUGGGUCUGGAAGCAGUUCGGGAUCCAGUUCGGGAUCGAGCUCCUCUGGUUCGGAAAGUUCCGAUUCUGAAGCAGGUAGCUAAGAUCACGUAGACAACUUUGUUCAUUACCUGAACAUACGUUGUCAUCACGUGGACAGACUCACCUGACUAACCGGAUAAAUCACGUGAUAAAUGGACAUAGUUCCAUUGCCACAACCACCCAUAGGCAACUAAGUUUGACCCAAACCGUUGAUGAAAGUUUCAAUUGUGUGAGUUUUAUUUAUAGUGCCCAGUUCCCUUGCGUUGCCAAUCAUUGUACGUUGCCAUGUGUCGGAUUUCUGCAAGGAUGCAUUGUAGUAAAGUGGGAUAAUCUAGGAAUGUUUCCUAUAUAGAACCGGAUGGGGUCAAUGGUGUUUUGAGAAUGAUAACAUUUUUCUUGGAGUGUUGGUCAUUGUUCAGAGCAAAGUAUUUUUUGUCAUUUUUCGCCUUGCUUCGUUGCUGCUGCUUUUCAAAGUUUCAUGUUAUUACUUACGCUUAGUGUAACCUAUGGCUCGCUUUGAACUGAAGCCAGUACACUCUCGAGAUGUUAUGCGGCUGCGUGAAUAAUUUCUCGUGUAGAACAAAGAUUUUAACGAACGUUCUCGCUGCUUUAAACUUUAUAACUUGGUUCUUUUACGAAACAUCCCAUUGUGUUCUCGCGUGAACCACAAAGGAUGCAUACAAAAUAUCCUUGUUAUGUUACAAUGCAUCCCAGAAAUAUUUCAAUACACGGUAAAUGUCUGUAUUGUAAUCGCAAAAUGGAACUCUCCCUUCCCUCCUCAGUUUAUGGUUGAUGGUUUAUCGCUGUAAAUAAACGUUCAGGUUGUAUUACUUCGCUAAGGACAAUAGAACUGUGCCUGUAGAACUGCAAUGUAAAUAAAAAAUAAUAAUUUGUGAACAUCUGUGUGUCUUUUUGUGUCUCAUGAGUUUCAUUUUGGAUUACAAUACGUCGGAUUUCGUGUUCCAAGGCUUGCCUUUGUCGCAAUGUUCGCUCAAUGAAUUGCCAUGUUUCCAGAACAUCGAUGCAAGAUGAUAAGACAAUAGCCAUAUGUAAUCGAGAAUUUGGGGGGUAGAUUAUGGUUCUUGCUUGGAGAACCUACGACGCAGGACGGCUAGUAAUAGAAUAAAAUUUAGAAUACACCCCAGAAUAUGCCCUUUUGCCCGCAAAGCCUCGUUUUCAUGAUUCAGACUUUGGGCUUUAAUCUCACAUACACCAAGAUGACCACCACUUUCUUAGUACACUUCCAUAGAUGACCACCACUUUCUUAGACACUUCCAAGAUGACCACCACUUUCUUAAACACUUCCAUAGAUGACCACCACUUUCUUAGACACUUCCAUAGAUGACCACCACUUUCGUAGACACUUCCAUAGAUGACCAUCACUUUCUUAGACACUUCCAUAGAUGACCACCACUUUCUUAGACACUUCCAUAGAUGACCACCACUUUCUUAGACACUUCCAUAGAUGACCACCACUUUCUUAGACACUUCCAUAGAUGACCACCACUUUCGUAGACACUUUCAUAGAUGACCAUCACUUUCUUAGACACUUCCAUACAUGACCACCACUUCCGUAGACACUUCCAUAGAUGACCACCACUUUCUUAGACACUUCCAUAGAUGACCACCACUUUCGUAGACACUUUCAUAGAUGACCACCACUUUUGUAGACAUGCGCUUGACGUACCAGCGUGUUCUCUCAAUUCAUCCCGUGUGGAUGAGACAAUAGAGACCUUACAUUUUUAGGACGGCAACGCGACGACGACGGCCAAAACAAACUCAUUCAAAUACAGCAAAGGAGGGGAAUCAGCGCAAUUCUUAAAUUAAGUCUAGCAGGGCGCAUCAGUGGCGUAGGAAGCAUUGGGGGGGGGGGGGGGGGGGCACGUUCCUUCUGUUCAAAUUGGUGUGCAGGGGCCGUUUGUAUAAAAAAGUGAUUCAAGUUAACUGUAGUUAAUGGCAACGUCAUCCAAUAAGAAGCGCAAAAUAGUGAUUAAGAGGUUUAUACAACCGGCCCCUGAUCAUAAAUUAUACCCAAUAGCGUUUGUGGAAAAUGCCUCUGGACAUGCAAAUAAGGCCAGCUUGUGCAGACAUUUUUUCGACAUGUCUAGCAUAUCUCGCUUGGGUGUAAAUGUGUGUAUGGUAUAAAAUGGUCCAACGUCGUGUGCGACAUAUCAGAGACCUUACGAUUUUAGGAUGGCAACGCGACGGCCAAAACAAACUCCUUCAAAUAAAUGGUAGUAAAGAUAGUUCAUGGUAUAUUAUCACUCGUAUGAAUUUAAUACAGUCUUAGAAGUUAAAGACAUGGGUUUUAUGGUUGGGAAUAGUUCUGCUGAACCCAGUUUGAAGUUGCACUUGUUGCGGCUUGGAAUGCAGCCGUUGUAUCACGACGUGAAAAUCUGUGAUUUAGUGGCCUCGUCUGAACAUUGUUUUAGAUGUUGUGCAACAUUUCAGGUUUAUGCUUAUUAAUCAUUGACAUGCGUGAACAUAAAGAGAUAACGUGUGUUUUUUUUUUGUUCUGUAGAAACUACAAAAGCGAGUUUAAAGACGACAGAAAAGGUAACAUUAAGAAAUCUCAUCAGUAUCCCUGUAAUCUUAUAAUAUAAAAUAGUCAACAAUGUAUGGUAUUUCUCACCAUGUUAAUGGUAGUAUUUUGUGGUUUUCAGACGAAGUCAAAAAAGUCUGUUGAUCUAAAGGAUUCGUCAACAACAGUCACUACCACAGGUGAGGAUUAUCUCACUGUCCAGAUGGUAUAACAUGGUAUAACCAUAUAACAUGGUAUAACAUGGUAUAACCAUAUUAUACCAUGAUGAUAUAACAUGGUAUAACCAUACAAUAAUAUUGAUGGUAUAACCAUAUACAUAAUAUUGAUGGUAUAACAUGGUAUAACCAUACAAUAAUAUUGAUGGUAUAACAUGGUAUAACCAUAUACAUAAUAUUGAUGGUAUAACAUGGUAUAACCAUACAAUUAUGAUAUAAGUUAUAACCAUUUGUUUCCACAACUUAGGUAUAUUUACAUGUUAUAUGUGUUCAUGUAACACAACAUCAGAUCACUAACACCUCUCAAUGUGUUGACACAAGUGACCAACUAUGCAACUUGUUGUUUAUUUCAGCCCCAGUGGUAAACAUCCCCCCACUUCCCAGUCAAACGGUCCAACCCAUGAAAUCAUCCCCACCCAUGAAAUCAUCCCCACCCACUGUACUCAAGCCAUUACCUCCAACAAAGAAACCUCCUACAGCUAUAAUCCCACCUCAACCCAAACCUAGCCCCGCCCCCUUACCUAAACUCCCCCCACUCCGUCCUUCCUCCAUUCCGGUUGCUGUAACAAAACCUCAGGUCAUCUCGAAGCCUUUGACCCCACGCACAGUGGACCCUCCUAAACCUUCUGAAAACCUUUCAAAAACUACGGUAUCAAAAGAUUCAAGCAAACCAAUGAAUCCUCCCAAUGUCCAGUCUUCUAUAAUAGCAACCUCGGUGACAAAAGAUAAGGUUUCCCACGUGAAUAAAGAGAAAACGAUAAUUAAAGAUAACAAGACGACAUCGAAAGACAAAACAGGAUUUGUGCUGCCAACCCCUAAACCAGUAGCAACUAAACCAGGUAUUAUUUACCGAAAUAUUCCUAUUAUGUUUUUUUUGCAAACUAUUCUUAAUUAAACACUUUGUUUAUUAGGUGCUGGGUUGUCUUACGCAGUCGGUGAGCUGCCAAAUUCCUUGGCCAACCUUGGUGAGAACAAUAUUUUGUGUUCCAGUUGUAUAUUCACAAUUGUAUAUAAUCUCGCAAAAUUUCUACCUGCAAAAACCCUUAAACUCUUAGUUCUGUUGAGUGAGAUGCCCAUACCUUAUUCUCACAUCAGGGAUGGAUUUACUGGCGGGUGCACCACCCUAGCCUUAGCAGGGGGGGGGGGGUAUGUGCUAUUUUUCAUGAUAUAAAUGCAAAACAUAAUAGAGACAAAAUGAGGGAUCCAUCCCUGUCUGCCAUCACCCACUAUACAGCAUAUAGCUCUGUUCGUUCUGCACUGGAAUCGUAGUGCCGUAUAUUAGUUUCCUACCAGAGUGCCUCGUAGCUAGCUCUUGAUAAUUGUGUAGGAUAAGUAAUUACAGUGUGUAUAAUUUGUCUCUUACAGCGUCUAAACCAGAUGCAGGAAAAAAGGUAUAUUUGUUUAUUAUUAUAUUUGUCUACUUGAAUAAAAUUCUGAAAUAAAUUAUUAGUGUCACAUUGUGGCAUUGCGGGCUUAAAUUCCUGCCAGGACUUGGGAUAUUGUCCGCUGUCACUUGCUGGAAAAAAACCUGCUAAAUUCACGCAAUACUUAGCAGAUUGCGUGUGUGUGUGUGUGUGUGUGUGUGUGUGUGUGUGUGUGUGUGUGUGUGUGUGUGUGUGUGUGUGUGUGUGUGUGUGUGUGUGUGUGUGUGUGUGUGGGGGGGGCUGUAAUGAAAUCAUGUUGCAUGAGGGGGGGCUAAGGUGGUUCAUUAGUCUUUAUCAUGUAGCAGAAUGAAGAUGAUAUAAUGUCAUGUAUUUGGUGGCAAAUAAAUAGAAUAUACAGAGAUAUUGUUCAAUUUCCUUGCUCCUAUAUAUAGUAGUAGUGAAAACACAAUUUAAUUAUUUAUACAUUUAUAUAGAGAAUAAUACAUAGGUGCUUGGAAAUACCAGAUUUAUUUCGAGUGUUGAACAUGAUAUCUCACGAGUGAGCGCAGCGAACGAGUGAGAUUUCAUGUUCAACACUCGAAAUAAAUCUGGUAUUUCCAAGCACCCAUGUAUUAUUCUGUUUAUUAUAUAAAGGACAGUCUUUGAAAAGCGAUAUUUUUUACAGAAGAGCGAAAAUUGAAAAGCGAUAAUUUUCACAUGUGAGAUUAUCAUAAAUAAUCUCACAUGUGAGAUUAUCACUUUUAUCAGUGCAUAAAGCACUAUACUUAUAAAGCACUAUACUUUAUAUAAUAAAUAACAGUAAUCAUUUUGUAGAACACCAUGUAAGAUAUUCUAUUUGUCGCUACAGGACUCGAAGGCAAGGCCCACAUCAUGGUCUAGUUUCGGCUCAGCGGGUUCACCUGGAGUUCCAAAUUCAACACCAGUCUCCAACUCUGUGUCAACUGAAAACAGUUUCAAAAAAUUCCAACAGCAAGCCCAAGAGAAAAUGGAGAGGGUAAGUCUACAUGACAUGAUUAAUUUAGUCUCAUGAAUAUAGCCCUGGGCACCAAGUAUUUCAAAUAGAGGAUACCACUAACCAUAACCAUGACAUUUGAGCCUAAACUUGAGUUUUGUGAUUAGAACGUAUAUUUAAUUACUUCACAAUAUUGCAGGAGAAAGCAUUGAAAUCACAAGAAGAACAAUUAAAACCAAGGUCAGAAACCGACAAACUGAAGACAGAGGAAAAGAGGUACCGUUAAUUAUCUUCUAAUAUCCAGGUUCGAUUCCCACCGUGGCCAAGCAUAUUUUUCAAGCCUGCCCCGUGUGGAUAUACACUCAAAGUAACAUCACACAAGCAUAAUAUCCAUAACGUUGGCUAGUGAAUUUGAACCAGAGUAUUCUAAUAUAAUACUUGUUAAUCUAAUUUGUUUGAGGAUUCAUUUCGGAAUGAGAGUAGUGAUACAUGUGUGAUAUUUAGAAAUGUUGAGGAGACUGAUGGCGGUAAAGACGAAGCAGCUGAACGUCAGAGAGAAAUUCAGAGACGUCGAGAAGAGGCAAGGCGUAACAGACAAGCUGUAAGUAUUGCACACCAGGUUAUUCACAACAAUCCAAAAAGUGUAUUUCAAUUUUUGUUACUAAAUUCCCCAGGUGAAAAGCAUCAUGGUGCUCUGUGACAUAAGUCUGACAUUAUGUUUCCGCUUCAUCAUGGAACUCAUUCUCCUCAUUUUUCCUUGCACAGAAAGCAGCAUCAAUUGACAUGAACUUCCAAAGUGACAUAAUGGCUUCAUUUGAAAAUACUAUUGGAUAG